This is a messenger RNA of Cucurbita maxima (winter squash), 1686 nucleotides long. RefSeq names its product probable solanesyl-diphosphate synthase 3, chloroplastic. Gene Ontology annotation, biological process: plastoquinone biosynthetic process; isoprenoid biosynthetic process. Gene Ontology annotation, molecular function: prenyltransferase activity. Lineage: Eukaryota; Viridiplantae; Streptophyta; Magnoliopsida; Cucurbitales; Cucurbitaceae. The coding region runs from base 217 to 1473 and encodes 418 amino acids. The record is from RefSeq and is a predicted model, not a curated record. The transcript is spliced from 6 exons. Gene Ontology annotation, cellular component: chloroplast.
CUCUCUGCUAAAUCGGUUAAUUUCCAUGUUAAUGACUUGUGUGAACCUCAUUGGGUUAACUCCUCCCAAGUUCUUCUUCCAUACCCAUAUGUUGUGUUGUGCACUUUAGGUGUUUGACGAUUUGUCUAUGAGAAGUUGAGAAGAUUUUUUGAGCUGGGUUUGUUGAUUUUUGCUUCAUAUUUGAUUGUGAGUUUGGAUUUCGCGGUCUGACUAGGAAUGAUGUCUGUCAUAUGCCAGAGCCUUGAUUUUGGAAGGUAUGUUUUGGAUCAUGUUGCUUGUGGCUGUUCUUCCAAUACUCCAUUGGAUCGAUGUGCGGUGAGGAGUUAUGUUAAACCGUGUUCUAAGGGUAGAAAGACGCGACACCAAACUCGAACUUUGAUUUGUUCCCGACGAAAUAUUGGGCAGUGCAGAGUGUUUUCAACUACCCAACCGGAAACUGUAUUGAAUGGCAAUUCUCAACCAUUCUUGGAACUGAGGAAGGAGCCCAGAACCCCAAUCUCGUCGACAAAUUUGUUUGAAGUUGUAGCCGAUGAUCUCCAGAAGCUUAACCAAAAUCUUCUGUCUAUGGUUGGUGAGGAGAACCCAGCUUUGGUAUCUGCUGCUCAGCGGAUAUUUGGUGCUGGAGGGAAGAGGAUGAGACCAGCUCUAGUAUUCCUGGUGUCAAGAGCAACGGCCGGAUUAGUUGGGUUAGAGGAACUCACUGUGGAGCAUCGACGUUUGGCAGAGAUCAUUGAAAUGAUCCACACUGCAAGCUUGAUACACGACGAUGUAUUAGACGAUAGCGAUAUGAGAAGAGGGAAGGAAACCUUGCACCAAUUAUAUGGUACCAGAGUGGCAGUGCUAGCUGGAGAUUUCAUGUUUGCACAGUCAUCAUGGUGUCUUGCUAACCUCGAAAAUCUCGAAGUCAUUAAGCUUAUCAGUCAGGUUAUUAAAGAUUUUGCAAGUGGUGAAAUAAAGCAGGCAUCAAGCCUGUUUGAUUGUGAAGUUGAACUUGAAGAGUAUCUGACCAAAAGCUAUUAUAAAACAGCCUCCUUGAUUGCUGCUAGCACGAAAGGUGCCGCGAUCUUUAGCGGGGUUGACCGUGAUACUACUGAGAAGAUGUACGAGUAUGGAAGGAAUCUCGGUCUUUCGUUCCAAAUUGUCGACGACAUUUUGGAUUUUACACAAUCGACAAAGCAGCUCGGAAAGCCAGCAGGAAGUGAUCUGGUUAAAGGAAAUCUUACAGCUCCAGUUAUUUUUGCUCUUGAGAGAGAGCCUAAACUGAAAGAAAUUAUCGAAACCGAAUUCAGUGAGACUGGGUCGCUAGAAGAAGCGAUUGAAUUAGUCAAGAGCAGGGGUGGCAUUGAAAGAGCACAGGAAUUGGCUAAACAGAAGGCAGAUCUUGCUAUCCAAAACCUACAAUGCCUUCCAGAAGGCGUGUUUCGGUUCGCGCUCGAGGAUAUGGUGACGUUUAAUCUAGAACGGAUCGAUUAGUUUAGUUAAAAGGAAAAUAUAGUUGGAAUUUGCCAAAGACAGAAGGUGGUAUGUUACAGGGUCGGUUGGGUUGUAUAUUGGUUGAACAUGUUGAGCUGCAAAUAAUUGCUCAUAGUAUUAUAUUUAGCUAUAGAUUUCUUGCAAAUUGUCUGACAAGGAAUAUCUGUUUCUUAUGUACACUAAAUUCUAAUAAAAUUAUACACUUUCGCUCAC